AUGACUCAGACAAUUACUUUUGUCACUGGUAACCAAAACAAACUAAAGGAGGUUGUCUACAUCCUCGGAGGCACCGAAUCCGAAGAAGGAAAUAAGGUGGGCAACUACGUCAUCACCAACAAGUCGCUAGACAUUGAAGAAGUUCAAGGGACCAUCGACGAGGUGACCAUUCAAAAAGCCCGCAGUGCUGCCAAAUUGCUUGGUGGCCCUGUUCUCGUGGAAGACACAUGCUUGGCUUUCAACGCUUUUAACGACUUGCCGGGUCCUUACAUUAAAUGGUUCGUGAAAGGCGUGGGACUCCAAGGUUUGGUGGAUAUGCUUUACAAGUUCGACGACAAGGGAGCUAAAGCUGUGUGCACCUUUGGCUACUGUGAGGGUCCAGAUAGUGAGGUUAAGUUGUUUCAGGGCAUCACUCACGGUCUGAUUGUGCAAAGUAGGGGUCAUCAGAAUUUUGGCUGGGAUUCCAUUUUCGAGCCAACUGGUUUCAACGAAACUUAUGCAGAGAUGGACAAGUCGCUCAAAAACACAAUUUCUCAUCGUUCCAGAGCAUUAGAGAAGGUCAAAGAGUUUUUGCUCAGUAAUUAG
Sungouiella intermedia is the source of this 585-nucleotide messenger RNA. NCBI's taxonomy places the organism in Eukaryota, Fungi, Ascomycota, Pichiomycetes, Serinales, Metschnikowiaceae. The record is from the annotation of a GenBank genome assembly.